Argiope bruennichi is the source of this 1160-nucleotide messenger RNA. RefSeq names its product protein lifeguard 1-like. The transcript has 11 exons. The record is from RefSeq and is a predicted model, not a curated record. NCBI's taxonomy places the organism in Eukaryota, Metazoa, Arthropoda, Arachnida, Araneae, Araneidae. Bases 382 to 1101 code for a protein of 239 amino acids. Gene Ontology annotation, cellular component: membrane.
GCGGUGUUUCAUAUAAAUAAAUCUUCCUUAAAAUGAAAAUAAUUAGAUUAAUUGUCUGCAAUAAUAAUAAAGGCCUUUUAUUUCUUCAUAAGCUGUAUUCCUGACAGAAGUCACUUUUAAAUGUUUAUAUUUUGAAGAUGAAAUGAAGUGAAUUAAAAUGAUCCGAUCUCUCUCAUCGUAUUUCUAAAAUAUUACAGUUUGAUUGCAGUAUAAUAGUACGCAUUUGCGUUUCGGUGAGUCAUUAAUAUAUGUAACAAUUACUUGCCUUUUUUAAAGCAAAGAUUUUAAUUAUCGUUUUGAGACUCAAAUUCACACUGUUAUUGCUAAUAUAGCUCCUGAUAUUGACUUUUAUAUUUUUAGAAAUCAUUAGGUUUUGCGAAGAUGGAUGGAUACACUGAUUCUGAGUAUGCCACUCUUGGCGCCGAAUUUGGUGGAAGUUUUUCUGAGAAGAGUAUUCGCAUGGCCUUUAUCCGAAAGGUCUAUUCAAUACUCAUGGUGCAGCUGGCUAUAACAUUUGCAUUCAUUUCCUUAUUUGUUUAUAAUGAUUCUGUCCGAGAAUAUACAGAACAACAUACAGAAAUGGUGGUAGUCGCCAUAUUUAUGGUAUUUGCACUUAUGAUAGCAAUGGCCUGCUGUGAUAAUGUGCGAAGGACAUUUCCCCUGAAUUUCAUUUGCUUAUUCUUAUUUACAUUUGUAGAGUCAUUCUUGCUGGGUGUUGUUUCUAGUACUUAUAAAGCUGAAUCUGUAAUGUGGGCUGCUGGAAUAUGUGCUUUCAUUUGUUUGGGCCUUACUGCUUUUGCUUUCCAAACUAAAUAUGAUUUUACUAUGAUGGGUGGUAUGCUCUUUGUAUCUCUACUGAUCUUUGUCAUUUUUGGAUUUCUUGCCAUUUUCUUGCAUAAUGAUAUUGUUAAUUUGGUUUAUGCCUGCAUUGGAGCUCUGAUAUUCUCUCUGUACUUGGUUUACGAUACUCAGCUUCUGAUUGGUGGCCAUCAUAAAUAUUCCAUUUCUCCUGAGGAAUAUAUCUUUGCUGCCCUGAAUCUGUACUUGGAUAUCAUCAAUCUUUUCAUUUACAUUCUUCAGAUUAUUGGAUCCAGAAAUUGAUUUUUUUGAAUUGAAAAAUUAAAUUCUGUAUUGGCUUUAAAAAAUUCUUUAUUAAUUAC